Messenger RNA from Hypoxylon fragiforme, 1452 nucleotides. RefSeq lists its product as uncharacterized. Bases 438 to 1097 code for a protein of 219 amino acids. The transcript has 3 exons. NCBI's taxonomy places the organism in Eukaryota, Fungi, Ascomycota, Sordariomycetes, Xylariales, Hypoxylaceae. The record is from RefSeq and is a predicted model, not a curated record. Gene Ontology annotation, molecular function: protein binding.
GUGCCAAGUGGGUGGGCGCAGGUUCCAUCUAAUUGUUGGAUGGUGGGGUUAGACUUUGGUUCAGCAACUUUAUUUGGCACGUCACAGCCUCCAAGCUGAGAAUCCAGUAACUAACCAUCCGCCUAUCAUUAGGCGCCCUUCUUUCUACCUAUUAACUAUCAAUCACUAUAUUGUACAUACACAUUGUACACAAUCAAUACUAGUCAAAAGGUUGACUUUAGAUCAUCCUUAGUCUUAACUUAUUUCUGACCAACUGGCUAACUCUCAACGUCUACCUAGCUGUCACAGCCCAUCUGUUACAAAUUAAAAGAAGUACGGUGAAGAGCUGAGCUGAGUCAAGCCAAAUCGCAACCCAAACCGCAACCCAAACCGCAAACCGUCUACAGACUUGGGAUCGAUAUAUACCACGAGGAAACUAUUGUUGAGUUCGGAACAAGAUGGCGGACGGUCAUGAACAUGAGGGCGCUUCCGUGAAAGAGCAGCUGAUCGAGGCUUGCCGACGGAACAACGUCGACCUACUUAACGAAAUCAUCUCUAACUGCAAGGAUGACGACGAGAUAUCGAACCUCCUCAACAACACCACCACCGUCAUGGGAAACCACUUAUACCAUGAGGCCGCGCUACAGGGCAAUUACGAAGUAAUCGACACCCUCCUCGACCAGCCCAACUUCGAAUGCGAUCCCACGAACCGUGCCGAAGGGGACACCCCUUUACACAGCGCCAUCCGCUGGAUCAACAGCGAGCCCCCCGCGCAGCGCGAGUUCGGCAACGCCCUCGUGCAGAUGAUGCUCGAGGCCGGCUCCUCCACCCGAACCCGCAACAAGGCCCGCCUCACCCCCCUCCAGCUUGUCGACCCCGCCAACCCCGGCCUGCGCGACCUCAUCCAGAAGCACGAGUACGCCGAGCUCAACGCCGGUGACUUUGUGGACGAUAGUAACAGUAAGAAUAACGAGGCCGGGAACGCGAAGGGUAACAGCGCUGCGGCCAAUGCUUUCUUCGAUUCACAUGAUGGUGACGACGAUGAUGCGGAGUUCUCGGGAAGUGACGAGGAGGAGCGCGCGGAGUGGGAGAGGAGACGCAAGAAUAAGGGGCGGUGAAAGAGAGACACAGUGCGUGUGAGUUGACACUGACAUUUGAAGCUGAAAGGGAGAAACGAAGUGAAAGGGGUUGGGAAUAGACGGCCACAGCGUGGAGAGUACGAGCAGAUAUAGAUUUGUUUUGGAUUAAGAAGAGAGAGGGGGACAAACAGACAGACAGACAGAGACAUCCAUCCAUUGGGCUUAGCCCCGGUUCGGCUACGCUUUUUUUACCCCAAGGAGCUACAUAUUAUCUACCUACCUAACCUAGGUACUUAUCCAGAUACUUACCCAGGCACGGUAUGGUUAUGGUGUGGUACCUAGACAUGGUGCGGUACGGGUGUCUUCUAACCUACACGAACGGCGCUUGAUUAUC